Messenger RNA from Hydractinia symbiolongicarpus, 1859 nucleotides. RefSeq lists its product as uncharacterized. The transcript has 8 exons. NCBI's taxonomy places the organism in Eukaryota, Metazoa, Cnidaria, Hydrozoa, Anthoathecata, Hydractiniidae. The record is from RefSeq and is a predicted model, not a curated record. The coding region runs from base 511 to 1152 and encodes 213 amino acids.
CUAAUGUUAACGAUAACAAAACAUUGAACACUAAAAAACAGAAGUUUCUAGCACCAUGUGUGAUCAUACUAACGUUCAUAGUAUGUGUCUAUUUACCAGAUGUUGUCCACUUUGUUUACAUCAAGGGGUUUAAUGAAAACCCAGGAUGGUUGGGAAAAGCAAGUAAGAUGUUUUACACAUGUGGAUUUAUCUCAGAUGUAUUCAUCUAUGUGUUUCUAAACAGACGAAUUCGAAAGAAACUAUUUAGAGACUCAAAAAUAAAUUUAUUUUGGACGAGGAUACGGCAGUUCGCUAGCAAUACAGAACACUGUGAACAACCUAUUCGCGCGAGAAAAUAAUAUUAAUAUCAUAAUAUUUGAAUUCUGGAAAAUAAUAUGAUAGUCAUAGUAAAAAGGAGGGCGCCUGAGUGGUGGUAAGAUAUGGCGCGAUGGUACGCCCGUGACCUACUUUAAGCGGGAAAUUUCUGUCCUCAGAUCACAUCGUAACAAGUAAAAAUCUAGCACAAUAACAAUGGAAAAUAGUGGUCAAAAAAGAGAUGCCGAUAUAACCGCCGAAGUUAAGCCAACAAAUAUUAAGUAUGCAAAGAGAUUAAAGGAAUGUCAGGUAUGCGGGCUGCAAAAUGCAGCAGCUAAAAAGUUACUUGGUCUCCAUGAAAAAGAGGGCCAUCAUGCGAUUGUUUUAUAUAUAAAAAAAGGCGAAAGCAACAUCACCAUGGAUCAAUAUGCGACUCCUGGUUUUGCUACCCAGUACCUCGAAGGAACUGCCAGUGAUUCCUUGGGAAGCUUACUGAAGCAGUCAUUUAGGAAUAAUUUUGAGGCAUAUUUAUCUACGACCUUAAAAACAGCAGUACAAGAACCCUGUAGAAUUCCAUCUGCUGCUGAACGAAUUAAUAAUGUUUCUACUGAUAACCCUACAAUGCAGCACACUGGGAAGUCAAUGCAGGAAAGUACUUCAGAAGCGAGCUUUGUCAUUCAUCCUUCUGAACUGAAUUUAAAAACAACUGUGGAGAAUAAUAGUACUGAAGAAACUUCUAUAAGCCAUUGCAAUAUAGAGAAUCCUCAAUCGUGCCUGGCCUUUUUGGUAAGUUAUGUAAGCUGUAUCUUCUGGAUGCACCAUUACUGUAUUUUCAAUUUUGAUGCAAUUUAUUUUUAGAAAUCCCAAAGGAAGACUUACAUCCAGGAGAUGUUGUUGCCGUUUAUGCAUCACCAGAGUCUGGUGACCAUUUUUGGCUUACCAGGCUUAUUUCAGUUGGAAAAACAGUGGAUGGAAUAUGGUUUAAUAAAAUAGAAAGUAUUUACAAAUCUGGUGAUAAAUGCAAACUUUUUUGGAAAAAUAUUGUUAGACCAAAGAAAGUAUUUUCACGUUUAUAUAUAAUAAAACUGAAAGAACAAAGUGGAAAUUUUGAACUAAGCAAAGAAUGUAAUGAUUUUUUGCUUAGUUUAUGCUCCUAAUUUUUCAUUGUUUAACUUUUUCUUUUAAUAUAUAUUCAUAGUUACUGAAUCUGAUAAGAUGUGGGUUAAACUUUUCAACUGACCAAUUAAAAACAUAUUGUCUACUUCCUUAUUUGAAACUUUCGAAUAACACGUCUUUUUUAAGAAGCAGGUUUUGCAAGGCAGGCUCAAAGUUUUUAAACAUUUUGAGCCUUGUGUUUUUAUGCUACAUGUAUGUUAAUCUUCUCUUAAACUGUAUAUAUAUUUAACUGGGUUACAUAUAUGUUUUCAUGACAUUUUUUUGUUGAUAAUUGUAUAUUACAGCUUUAAAAAAUGAGAUCUCCUUGGUUUUUCUUGUUUCCUAUCAUCAAACUAGCAAUGAUUCUUAAUGAUUCUACAAAAUAAUUUUGUAAUGUAAAAAAUGUAAAA